GGGUCCUACAGGCCGUCUCAGCUGGCAGGGAGCCCGGCCUUAAGCAAGUGUCACCGGCAGCUGCUUCUCAUUCCACACAGGAUGGAUUCUGCAGGAGACACCUACCGCCCCAGUGACCGACGCGACCGCUCCCCUCGUCGCCGUUCUCGCUCCCCGCGACGCUCCCGACGCUCCUACUCACCUCGCAGCCGCUCUCGCAGCCGAGAGGACUACCGUCGCACUGAACGCCGCUCGCGCUCCCCCAACAGCGGUGCUCAGGGUGCAGGAAGCUACCAGUCGUACGGUGCCAGCAGAGGUGGCUCAUCGCGACCCACUGAGAACAAGGGCGAGAUGAUGCAGAACAUUAGGGAUUCUUCGCAACAAGACCGUCGCGUCUACGUCGGCAAUCUCUCGUACGAUGUCAAGUGGCAUCACCUAAAGGACUUCAUGCGCCAAGCUGGAGAGGUCCUCUUUGCAGAUGUCUUGCUACUACCGAACGGAAUGUCAAAGGGCUGUGGCAUCGUGGAAUAUGCAACUCGGGAGCAGGCGCAGAACGCUGUUGCAACGCUCAGCAACCAGAACCUCAUGGGACGCCUCGUAUACGUUCGCGAAGACCGAGAGGCCGAGCCUCGAUUCAGUGCCCCCGGCGGUCGUGGUGACUUUGGCGGCGGUAUGGGUCGCGGCGGCUACGGUGGCUUCGGUGGUAAUAAUGCUGCUGCUGGAGGUCCAACCGGAGCACGACAGGUCUACGUCUCCAACCUUCCCUACAACGUUGGCUGGCAGGACCUGAAGGACCUCUUCCGCCAGGCUGCCAACAAUGGUCAAGUCCUUCGCGCUGACGUUCACAUUGCACCUGAUGGCCGCCCAAAGGGUUCCGGUGUGGUUGCAUUCGAGACACCCGAGGAUGCCCGGAAUGCCAUUACCCAGUUCAACGGCUAUGACUGGCAAGGCCGAAACCUCGAGGUUCGCGAGGACCGCUUUGCCGGCGCUCCUGGUGGAUUCGGCGGUCGCGGAGGCUUCGGAGGCCGCGGCGGCUUUGGUGGUGGCUUCCAGGGCCGUGGUGGCUUUGGUGGUCGUGGUGGUUACGGAGGCUUUGGAGGUCGCGGUGGCUUCAAUGGCGGAUACGGUGGUGGUGCCGGUGGCCCUGGUUUCGACCCCAACGCCGCUCCUCCUGCCCCGAACCCAUUCACAGACUUUGCCACUGCAGGCGGAGAACCCAGCAACAUCAUCUACGUUCGCAACCUACCAUGGUCGACUAGCAACGAGGAUCUUGUCGAGCUCUUCACCACGAUUGGAAAGGUCGAGCGUGCCGAAAUUCAAUACGAGCCCAACGGUCGCUCUCGCGGAACCGGUGUAGUUGAAUUCGAGAAGGCUGCCGACGCAGAGACGUCUAUCGCCAAAUUCACUGGUUACCAGUAUGGCGGUAGGCCUCUAGGCCUUGCCUACGUCAAAUACACCAAUGUGGGCAACGGCGAUGUCAUGGAAGGUACCGAGCACACUGGCGGCCUGACCCAAGACCAGAUCAUGUAAUCGGUUGUUUCAUUCGCCGUGCAUCUAAGACACUGAGCAUCUACAUGACGAUACACGCACAUUUUUUAUUUGCUGUGGUCGCGAGCGCCUUAUCGGGAAUGAUUUUUUUCCUUUAUCUCACAUUUGCAUCUCUCCACAGAAUGGGAUCUGGAGAGAAUAUCUUGCGAGUCAGUUCUGGUAUCGGGGAAACACUGUAGGAGAACAAAAUUUCCUUGUCUACACUAAAAGCUAGCUGUUGAGAUGUAGCUAUAGCAUCGAAUGGGAACUUCGUAAGGCUUAUGCACAUGCCUUUGCUUGAUUGUUCUAUUUUUUGUGUACAAAUCUUGACUCAACUUGAAGUG
Molecule: messenger RNA, 1850 nt
Organism: Bipolaris maydis ATCC 48331
Lineage: Eukaryota; Fungi; Ascomycota; Dothideomycetes; Pleosporales; Pleosporaceae
Cellular component (GO): nucleus; cytoplasm
Molecular function (GO): mRNA binding
Source: RefSeq, a predicted model, not a curated record